Messenger RNA from Paramecium sonneborni, 1115 nucleotides. The record is from the annotation of a GenBank genome assembly. Lineage: Eukaryota; Ciliophora; Oligohymenophorea; Peniculida; Parameciidae.
AUGGAUGAAUAUUUAGAUGUCAUAGAUUAAAUAUCAGCUGAACGUACUAUUUAAAUGUUGAAAUCACAAAAGAAGCCUAAAUUCAAGAUUAAUCGUGUACCUGAAGAGUUGAGAUCAAUUCCAAUAUAUUUGGAUAUUGAAUAUUAAAAUUAUAUAUUCAGAGAUCAAUUCAAUUGGAAUUUGAAUGAUUAUCAUGUUAGUCCUUAAGAAUUUGUAGAAACCUUGGUAGAUAAGUUAGGUUUUGGUAAUGCUAAAUAAAUGCAUUAAUAAUUAUUGUUUCAGAUCAUGGAGUAAAAUAAAAAUACUAAUCAAUAUAAGAUAUAUAGAGAAACAUAGUGUCCAUAUACCUGAAGACUUAAUAUAGAUUUAAAAGAAGUAAUUGUCAGAAAAGAAAAAGUAAAAUUAGACAAGUUAAAGAGCCAGCAGAGCUUAGAUAACUAGAUUAUCAUAUGGUUAAAAUAAAGUAAUGAUUAAAAUAUAAUUGUGAAGAAAUGUAUCUAUUGUGAGUUUUUAAAUGUACAAAGUGGAUUGUAUUGUAAGAAAUGUAGAAUUCCAUUUAUUGUACUUGAUAAUGUGAAUCCAACUGAACCAAUUAUAAAAGCAUGUUUUUUAUUUUAUGAAGUUGUAAUAAAUAGAACAAUUUCACCUAUUGAACCAAGAAGAUUAAUAAAGGAAGAUUUUUCAUCAUUAUAUAGUUUAAAAAAUAAGUUGAUUGAUUUAUCAGGAGAAUAAGAGGUAAUAGAUGAAGUUUUUUAAGAAUUUAUGAAAAAUAGAGAGAAUUUAGAUUAGGCAGAUUUUAUAUCAUCACUAAAAGCUCCAAAGAUAAAAUAAAGAAAGAGAUAGAUCAAAAAGGAAGAAUGUGAAGAAGAACCAGAAGAAGAAAGUUAAUAGGAGAAUUAAGAAGAAGAAGAAUAAGAUGAAGAAGAAGAAGAUUAAGAUGAAGAUGAAGAUCAAAAUUAAGAUGAAAAUUAAGAUGACGAAGAAUAAUCUGAAAAAUAAUCUUUUGAUUCUUCAUCAGAAUCAUCUUCUCCAAGAUAGCGUAUUAAUACGAGAAGAAGAGCUAAAGAAGAGAUUUUAAGAAGAUCUGUUAGAAAAAGAAAAUGAUUAAAACAUCC